Molecule: messenger RNA, 1029 nt
Organism: Sander lucioperca (pikeperch)
Lineage: Eukaryota; Metazoa; Chordata; Actinopteri; Perciformes; Percidae
Product: predicted GPI-anchored protein 58
Exons: 2
Coding region: 442-882 (146 amino acids)
Source: RefSeq, a predicted model, not a curated record
GGAUGAGUCCGGUGUGCCAGGCAUGGACAGAGUGGACAGCUUGGCAGAAUAUCUAGUGGAGCUGCGCAACCAGCCCUCACUAGCCCUCACCAACCAGCAGGUAAGCAAUAUUGUUGUUCUGUGGCAGAACCUGCUAGACUACGACAAGCAGCAGGUUGUUUUUGCUGCCAGACACCAGACCAGGCUGGACACAGGGAGGUUCAGGUCUCCAAAGAAAAGGCAGGAGUUCACUCCAGGGGUGGAGAGUGUAAAGCGGCACGCACUUACCACCACUGCCCCGCUUGCCCAAUGGCCAGAUUGCUGCCCCCGGAUGGAAACCAUCUUCGUCUGGCUCUGUGCCGCAGUCCCAAGAAGAGGUCCAGAUGGGACCUUAUUCUGGGGGAUUAUAGGCAAAUCAGGCGGCGCAUUCUGGCCAACGGGGUAGUUAUGCAGUAGACCACCAUGCAGCUGGUGGACGUGAGCCAUACCACCCUGGUGCAGUGGCACAAUAAGAGGGUGAAGAGGCAGGACAGCGCGGUGGUGAUGCAGGGGCUGGACCUGUCAAGCCACUUGUCUGUGGUGGCUGACCCUCUCCCCAGCGCAAAUAUCCACCCCCUAUCUGCACCCCCCCAACCCGGCCUGGCUCACCAGUACCACCUGCCCAGCAGCACCGUGGGCCAAGCGCAGGUUAAGAGGAAGGCCAUACCCGCAUUCGCGACACCUGUGGCUGUGAGACCACACCCUCAGCAGCAGCUCUUCCCUGCUCCGCCUCCACCUCCCACGUCAGCUCCAAUGAGUGCUCCAAUGAGUACACAGGUGCCUGUCCUGAUGGCUGCCCCACAGGCCCUGGAUUUCAGCCUAAUAUCAGCGCUUCCUGCUCCUGCUCCUCCGGCUCCAGUCUGAAAACUGACCCGCAAAGUAUUGCACAACACGUGCAAGAAAUGCGGGCAGUUCAGGACAGCUGAGACAGGACAAGGCCAGUACAAAGGGACUGUGUACUGCCCUUCAGUUGAGACUGUCUCCAAAGAACAGUGGCAGGAGGACAUUAAA